Messenger RNA from Chelmon rostratus (copperband butterflyfish), 5735 nucleotides. RefSeq names its product FYVE, RhoGEF and PH domain containing 6 (gene fgd6). The record is from RefSeq and is a predicted model, not a curated record. Gene Ontology annotation, molecular function: metal ion binding; guanyl-nucleotide exchange factor activity. The transcript has 21 exons. Gene Ontology annotation, cellular component: cytoplasm. Bases 145 to 4011 code for a protein of 1288 amino acids. Lineage: Eukaryota; Metazoa; Chordata; Actinopteri; Chaetodontiformes; Chaetodontidae.
GGGACAACAGCGAUGGAUCUGCAUGUUUUCUCCGUGAAGUGGUCUUCAAACUGACAAUGGUGUCGAAGGAGGAAAAAACGCAGAUUUUCUCGCAAUUCCAUUGAAAGCCUAUUUACUCAUGGAGAAAGGAGCAAGUCGGGAGUCAUGAGCACAGGUGUGAAGAAGCCUCCAUUAGCUCCCAAACCUAAACUCCCUGCUACCACCAAACCCUCUCCCCCGCCCAUCGCCCCCAAACCAGGUCUCCUCUCUCAGUCUUUGGUCAUCUCCCAACCUUCCCCUGCUACUCUCAAGAGGACAAAACCGGCUGUUGCCCCCAAACCAUGCAUUCCCAAAUCCACAGCCUCGUCUCCCCCUGUUUCACCCCCACCACCCAAAUCCAGCGAGUCCCUUAUCCUAUCUCAGGAACAGGAGGAGGCUUUAGGCGAUAGCCUCUCACUUCUCAACUCCAAAAAUGGGAUUUUAUCAGAGACUAACAAACGUGAAUCGGAUUACAUCAUCCCCACCUGCUCCUGUGGGCGCGAGGACUCCCCCCAGUGCCAUCGUCUGGAAAACGGAAAUACAACUGAGCUAGGAAGCAAUUUGCACAAAGAGCUGUUGCAGAACGGGAUUUCUACAGAUGGAUUCACAGGGACGAGGCCGCAAGAGAAAGCAGAACACCUGGAGGAGGGCGUUGCUGUGGAGAAGAGUGAAGGUGGAGGGCUGAGCAGAAAGCCCAGGGAUAAACCUCAAAGACAGAGACAUCUGGAUAAGGUAUUGGUGAUCAAAGAGGAGCAGAAGGGGAACAUUUCAGAGACUGUAAAACAUCAGGAAAGUGCUGCUGUUGCUUCUGAGUCUGAUGUUUUAAAAGCGGAUGUACAGACUAAGGCCCAAAACACAGAUUUAACAGACUCUGAAUCAGCCUGUGAUGUUGCAGGCAGCAUCAUUGUCUCUCCAAGCGUCACUCCUCACGAAUCCUCUCAGGUAGAACACAGCGAGCCUAUCAGCAAAGCAUCUCCUACCAGGUCACACCCUGACCUGCAGGUCCCUGCCGCCCCCAGUAAACCUCUCCCCAUCCCUCAUCCACGUAAACUUAAAAAGCCAGCCCUGGUGAGGCAGGAUGGCGUGGAGGGCAGUGCCCAGGAUCAGGUGGCAGAGGAGCAAAAACGGGGGACUGAGACACGGGAGGCUGAGGGGAAUCUGAGUUUAGCUGGUCUGUCUCUCAGUUCAGAAGGCGAGGAGCUCAAACAGGACACAUGUGACGACUCUUUACCCCAGAAAGAAUCAGGUUUGGGGGAUGAUGAGACCGACGUGCCCGUCCCCCCUCCUCGACAGACCUCCCUCUCACCUCGCCUUCACAGAACAUUCCACAUGCCUCUUAACAAAAACACCUCCCACUCCUUAGUCUUGCUCUCACAACCUGACUCAAUGAGCCACAAAAAAGAGGACGAGGAGCACCGGGUGGAGGAGGAUGAAGAGGACGGGUACGGCGACUUUGAGCGCUACCCAAUCACUCACAGCCUCCCCAAACAGAUCAAACUGGGCUGUCACCCUCCACUGGCUAACACGAGGAAAGCCUUUUCCACUGAGGAUCAGCAGUCACCGAGGGCGCCGCCCAGGAAACCUCAGAGACACAGCCUGCCGGCACCCCCUCCACCCUCCAUCUGCCCUCCUGCACCUCCACAUGCUAACACCCCCAUGAGGGAGCUGCCUGCACCUCCUCAGGAGAAAACAGCCUGGCGCUUCACCCGACCCUGCGUGACCUUCUUCAGCCGGCAGAUGCCCACCAGGAGCAGCAUGCCGCCGAAGAGCCGAGCACCAGCUUUGGGGGGCAAGCAGAGGGCGCAGUCCUUCUCCGCAGCUGACCUGGCAACCCGGGCCGACUCUCAAAAGAGGAGCAUCUCUUUCCGGAAGCUGCUGGAGCUCAGGCUGUCUGUCAAGAUGCUGCCAAAGCUGCUGGCCAAGGGGGGCCAGUCUCUGGACUGUACCAGUGUGGAGUCAAACCGGGGGGAGAAAAGCCUGGAGCGGCCCAAGAGCUGCAUAGGGGAGGCUGAUAUUUGUGGAGAAGGUGGAGAAGAAUCAGUAGACUAUGAGAAUGUCCCUCUGUAUGAGGAGAUCCCGGAGUACAUGAACCUGCCGUUUCACAGCGCGAGGCUGGGCUGGCCACAUGACCCCGACGCAGCCGAUUCAGACAUCUAUGAGGUGCAGGAUCCAUAUCACAGAUACCAGGACCAUGAGUACGAGAGUGACUGGCUGAGGCAGGACAUCCACUCUGAGGAGGAGGAGAUCCACAGUUCAGACGAAGAGGACAACAGCUCCACCUCCAGCAAGGAGCACCUGGACGAGGCAGACCGACAGCAAGAGGAUGAGAUGAAGAGGAAGAAGGUGGUGCACAUCGCCCAGGAGAUAAUGAGCUCAGAGAAAGUGUUUGUGGAUGUCCUGAAGCUUCUUCACAUAGACUUCCGGGAUGCUGUUGCCAAGGCAACCCGUCAGAAUGGGAAGCCGGUGGUUGAUGAGCGGAUCCUCAGCCAGAUCCUGUAUUACCUGCCACAGCUCUACCAGCUGAACAGAGACCUGCUGAGGGAGCUGGAGGAGAGGGUGGCACACUGGAGCGAUCACCAGAGACUGUCGGACAUCUUUGUCCAGAAGGGUCCUUACCUGAAGAUGUACUCCACCUACAUCCGCCAGUUUGACAACAACGUGGCUCUGUUAGACGAACAGUGCAGGAAGAACACCGCGUUCGCCGCUGUCGUCAAAGAGUUUGAGAUGAGUCCAAGAUGUGCCAGCCUGGCUCUGAAACACUACCUGCUGAAACCAGUGCAGAGAAUCCCUCAGUACCAGCUGCUGCUCACAGAUUAUCUGAAGAACCUCCCAGAAGACUCGGAGGAUUAUAAAGACACACAAGCUGCCCUCAGCAUCGUGAAAGAAGUGGCCAACCAUGCUAAUGAUAUUAUGAAACAAGGGGAUAACUUCCAGAAGCUGAUGCACAUUCAGUACAGCCUCAACGGCCACCAUGAGAUCGUUCAGCCGGGCAGAGUGUUUCUGAAGGAGGGCACGCUAAUGAAGCUGUCGAGGAAAGUCAUGCAGCCGCGGAUGUUCUUUCUGUUCAAUGAUGCACUCAUGUACACCACUCCGGUCCAGUCUGGCCAGUACAAACUCAACAGUGUCCUCUCCCUGGCUGGGAUGAAGGUGAGUAAACCCAGUCAGGAGGCCUAUCAGAAUGAGCUGAACAUUGAAAGCGUUGAACGCUCUUUCAUCCUAUCUGCCAGCUCGGCUACAGAGAGAGACGAGUGGCUGGAGGCCAUCGCCAAGGCCAUAGACGACUACACAAAGAAGAAAAUAACUUUCAUAUCAAGCCGUAGUCAGGAGGAGGCGGAGGGUGUUGUCGACAGCGGGGCCCCUUUAGGUUCAAAGGCUCCCAUCUGGAUCCCAGACCUGAGGGCCACCAUGUGCAUGAUCUGUACCUGCGAGUUCACCCUGACCUGGAGGAGGCAUCACUGUCGCGCCUGUGGCAAGGUGGUGUGCCAGGCGUGCUCAACCAAUAAGUACUACCUGGAGUACUUGAAGAACCAACCAGCUCGCGUGUGUGAUCACUGCUUUGCCAAGCUGCAGGAGAAUAGUGACCGCUGUGCCUCAACAUCAGUUUCUCCUAUCAAAUCUGGAGCUUUCUCCUUCACUAGAAAACAGAAGAAAAUUCCUGCUGCACUAAAAGAGGUUUCCGCCAACACGGAGAACUCCUCCAUGAGCGGCUACUUAAACAGGUCAAAAGGCAACAAGAAGCAGUGGAAGAGGCUGUGGUUUGUCAUUAAGAAUAAAGUCCUGUACACCUAUGCUGCCAGCGAGGAUGUUGCGGCGUUGGAGAGUCAGCCCUUGCUCGGGUUUUUCCUGAGGGAGGAGAAGAACGGGCCAGCUCAGAAGCUGCAGUUUAAGCUGUAUCACAAAAAUACGCUGUUUUACAUCUUCAAAGCUGACGACAUCCCCACUGCACAGAGAUGGAUCGAAGCCUUCCAAGAGGCAAUGAUUCUUGAACAGUAACUCGGUUUUACAGCAGUGAAGUCAGAUCACAGCACCGGAGCCAGUUGAUAGACAACUUUCGACCCCUGAUUGAUCUCAGAUCAGGGGUCACCAGCUCAGGAAGGACUCCGGAUGGACUGUUUACCUGAAACAGAAACCCACUGCUGAGCGCUACAUACUGUAUGUGGAAAACCAGACUGCGUUUCCCUCAAAGAACUGGAUUCUGUUCCUCUGAACAUGUUUUGUAUGCCAACAACUGCUACUGAUGCUCAGCGGUGCUGGCUGAGGUCACAGUUAAUAGUUUGUCGCAGCUGUGGGUCAAAGGUCAAGUCCAGAAGCAUGUGUGCGGAAGUGAGUCAACAGUUGUCAGAAAUAUUUAAAGCCAAGAAAACCAAGGAAGUCUGGGAUUUUUUUGUUUUGUUUUUUUUUUUACUGCGCACGGAUGAAGGAGCUACUUUUGUGUGAAACAAGUUAUAAAAAACUGACCGCCUUCAUGUGAGCUUGUUGCUAUUGGCCACACUUUGUAGUUUAAAAGCUACUUUUUUAUUUUGUUAAAGCAAAAUCUAAAGAAAGAGUUUUAAAAGAACGCCAAAAAGAGGUUUCAUCUGAAUUAUGGAUGCAAAGUAUCGCUGAUGUCUGUUCAAGAUUUUAACAGCGCAACAAGGUGGGAUUUUACUGUGAAAAUCCAGCUUCUACAAAGAAAACAGGAAGUUGAUGUUCUGCUCUUUAGGUUGAUCUCUCUGGUUAAGAGAUUUUACUCCUGUAUUUUAAAGUUAACAUAAAAAACAUUGAAAUUGUGGGAUGAAAAACCAGAAUCCUGGAAAGAACUGGAAAUGUUAUGAGUAUUGUAGAUAUUUUUCAUACAGUUAAAAUGUGUUUUUGCCCUUUUAGCCACAGGUUAAUGGGUAAAACAGUGUAUAUGGACAUGAAACAGCAACAUUGACUUUUUUUUAUAUCAGAGCCAAGAGCUAAUAUUUAUAAAAUAGGAAGAUUUAUUGUUUGAAAAGCACAGGCUGCCACUUGUUUUCGGAGUUAUGGUUUGUUAGGAAAUAUGUUUCCAUCAAAACCAUUGUUCUUUUAAAUUUAAAAGAAAACUACUUACAGAAAAUGGGCUUUUUAAUGAGCACAUACUGUAGAAAGAAUGCAUGAACUGUAUUUCUAAGGAAAUGCUCAAAAGGAAGAAAACAUUUUGAAUUUUGAUGCUUGUAUUUGCAGACAUUGUGCCUUAUAUCUCCUGUUUUGAGAUAAAUUGCAAUAAUAUAGGUGCUCUGUUUGAAAUUCUUCACUAAAUAAGGAUAAAUUUAAGCAUCCAGUUUGUGCGACUACUCACUUUCUAGCCAGGGUACUCUGGGUUUGUAGUUUUAAAAACAGUCAUUUUUCAGGUCUGUUUCUUCUUUGUUAAGUUGUGUUGCACUACCCCAUUAGGGCAAAUAAGUUGAUUUCACCAUUGAAGAACCCAAAAUCCUACUUUUUUAGUGAAGGAAUAAAUCGGUUAAUACUGACGUUAUAGCUCUUCGCCUGCUGUCGUCAUACAAUUUCAUGUGUGCCUCAGUCAGAUUUGGGCAAGUGAGGUAUAAAUGUGCAGCAUCCUGGUAUGAAAAUGCUAGUCAGGAGCUACCAAGCAUGCAUUUCUUCAUGAUUGUACAUUAACAGUGACCAUUUGUAAACAUCUACUCUAUCAGAGUUCGAGUCUCUUAUAAGCAAUGAUUCUAAACUGUCAGGCAACAGUUUUUAAUAAAAUAUAU